Aspergillus oryzae RIB40 is the source of this 1080-nucleotide messenger RNA. Its product is annotated as zinc-binding alcohol dehydrogenase family protein. The transcript has a single exon. Lineage: Eukaryota; Fungi; Ascomycota; Eurotiomycetes; Eurotiales; Aspergillaceae. The record is from RefSeq and is a predicted model, not a curated record. Gene Ontology annotation, molecular function: oxidoreductase activity, acting on NAD(P)H. Bases 1 to 1080 code for a protein of 359 amino acids.
AUGACCACCCAUCUCGCCGCCAUCUCCCCAGCCAAAGGCCGACCCUUUGAGCUCGAACCCCGCCCUACCCCAAAGCCAGGACCAGACGAGCUCCUCAUCGCCGUCAAAUCCGUAGCCCUCAACCCGGCCGACGCCAUCAUGCGUGACCAAGGCCUCUUCAUAUCCACAUACCCCACGGUCAUUGGCUUCGACAUGUCCGGGUCAGUCCUCGAGGUCGGCGACAACGUCCCCCCCUCCUACCAACCAGGUACCCGUGUCGCCGCCUACGCUGCCUCUGUCUGGAAGUCCUGUGAUCCAGAUUAUGGCCCAUUCCAGGAGCGGUGUCUUGUCCCCUGGCAGCAUGCUGUGCCCCUUCCAGAGGGCAUGUCUUGGAACCACGCGGCAACGUUGCCCGUUGCCGUUCAGGUACCUCUUAGUGCGUGGGAUGCUAUGGGCAUUCCCCGGAUGGGGGAAGAUACUGCAAAGAUUACUAUGGGGAAACGAGAAGCUCUCCUAAUCUGGGGCGCCUCCUCAAGCGUCGGUACCAUGGGCGUACAAACAGCCCGACUGCUGCGGGACAAUCCCAACUCUUCUUUCGCGGCCGUGUACGCCACAGCCGGAUCAGCGAAUAGGAGUUAUGUGGGUUCACUGGGCGCAGAUCGCGUGUUUGACUACAAAGACCCACAAGUUGUGAAUGCGAUAAUAUCGGCCGCUAAAGGGGACGGGCUAGUGAUCCGGCAUUGCUUCCUUGCUACCGGGCAGCUAGCGUCAUGUCAAGCUGUGCUUGAGGCAUUUCUCGGAGAAGAUCAUAAAGGGGAGACGGCGAAGAUUGCGUCGGCACCCGUGGUUCCUCCGGAUGCGAUGGUCAUGGACGGGGUGGAGACGAUAUUUGUCAUGCCGUCGAUGCUAGAAGAGGAGAGGCUGGAGCAGUUCCGAUACUGGAUUGGGACGUGGCUGAAGGAGAAUCUGACAAAGGGGACUAUAAGACCAAGUCCGGAGCUGAGCGUCGUGGGCAAGGGUUUGGGGGCUAUCAAUGCUGGGCUGGACAAACUACUUCGGGGAGUGAGUUGUACGAAGUUGGUUGUUGAGAUUGCGGAAUGA